Paramecium octaurelia is the source of this 189-nucleotide messenger RNA. Lineage: Eukaryota; Ciliophora; Oligohymenophorea; Peniculida; Parameciidae. The record is from the annotation of a GenBank genome assembly.
AUGGAAAGGGAGAAUAUUUUCGUUUAAAAUGAAUUGAUUUGUAAUUCAAAAUUUUACUUAUUGAGUAAUCGAUUUGGUAGUAGAAAGUAAGAAUAUGAUGGAGUGGAUUUUCGUACUAGAAGUUCAUGGUUGCAGCAUGUAUAUGUGCAUCAUGAAAGCGCAAGGAAAUAAAAUGGUUCAAAGACAUGA